Messenger RNA from Eleginops maclovinus (Patagonian blennie), 7835 nucleotides. Its product is annotated as synaptic vesicle glycoprotein 2B-like. The transcript has 15 exons. The record is from RefSeq and is a predicted model, not a curated record. The coding region runs from base 578 to 2644 and encodes 688 amino acids. Gene Ontology annotation, cellular component: neuron projection; synaptic vesicle membrane. Gene Ontology annotation, biological process: chemical synaptic transmission; transmembrane transport. NCBI's taxonomy places the organism in Eukaryota, Metazoa, Chordata, Actinopteri, Perciformes, Eleginopidae. Gene Ontology annotation, molecular function: transmembrane transporter activity.
GGGAGAGUGGCAGCAGGGAGGAGUACUGCAAAGAGAGACAGAGUGGGGGAGAGAGGGAGGCUGGCACUCUGCUUUAAUCCCUCAGUCCUGACUGAUGCUCUUUACAGAUACAGCAACAAAAACUUCUUCAAUUUUAAGGCUACGGACGAUUUUAAGACAGAAUUCUGGUCCGGUCUGGACACCAUCGAUUCGACGUUAACUUCACUCUGAUCUGUUCUGGAGUGAAAACUGAAGACAAUAUCUGACAGGACUGGAAUAACUCGUAGCAGCAUCACAACAACUAACGCUGGGGACAGAGACAUCAAGCAUUAUUACACAGAGACAUUUAAGAUUUAUGUUUAGAAUAUCUACUUUAAUCUAGUAAAUAUUGGCUGUAAAAUGCACACGGACACUGUAACUAAUGGCUUUUACUCAAUCUAUUUUCCAAUAAUAACCUCCUCCUGCUGAACUAAAGGGUCAACCUGCAAUCUCACCUAUUAUUGACCUACCACCAGACUACACAUCACUAGCAAGCCAAACAGUCACCUUGCACUUGCAGUAAAGUUAGCCAUUAGCGUAGUGAGCCUAGUAAACCAAGAUGGCUGACCCAUACCAAAACAACGUAUACCACCAAGGAGGAGGUGACAGCUAUGGAAGUUACGUUGAAGGUGGAGGCCAUGAUGGCUAUGGUUACCAGGCGGACUACCCUACCCAGGAAGAGGAUGCUGCGAGCGAUGCAACAGAAGGACAUGAUGAAGAGGAUCAGAUGUACGAAGGAGAAUAUCAAGGGAUACCCCAUCCUGACGAGGUGAAGGCUGCACAGAGAGCAGCGCGGGCUAAGACUCGAGCCGCUGGCAGUGAGGUCUCUGAACUGGAAGAGUUAUCUGAACAGUACGAGGACAUCAUGGAGGACUGUGGCCACGGGAAGUUCCAGUGGACGCUCUUCGUCGUACUGGGCCUGGCUCUGAUGGCUGAUGGAGUCGAGUGCUUUGUGGUAGCGUUCGUUCUACCUUCUGCAGAGAAGGACCUGUGUCUCUCCAAUGCAGAGAAAGGGAUGUUGGGUCUGACCGUCUUCCUGAGCAUGAUGGUGGGAGCGUUCCUGUGGGGGGGCCUGGCAGACAAAGUGGGCCGGCGGCGCUGUCUAAUCGUGGCGUUAGCUAUAAACUGUGUCUUUGCCUUCCUGUCUUCGUUCGCCCAGGGAUACGGCUUCUUCCUCUUCUUCAGGGUGCUGUCGGGCGUUGGUAUUGGUGGCACAGUGCCCAUUGUGUACUCGUACUUCUCCGAGUUCCUCCAGAUGGAUAAGAGAGGGGAGCAUCUGUCCUGGUUGUGUAUGUUCUGGAUGAUUGGUGGCAUCUAUGCUUCCUUCACUGCCUGGGGAAUCAUCCCCAGAUACGGCUGGGGGUUCAGUAUGGGCACAGAGUUCCAGUUCCACAGCUGGAGGGUGUUUGUCCUGGUGGCAGCUCUUCCUGCUAUCUCCUCUCUGGUCGGUCUCACCUUCAUGCCUGAGAGCCCCCGUUUCCUGCUUGAGAGUGCCAAGCACGAUGAGGCGUGGAUGAUCCUGAAGCAGGUCCAUGACACCAACUGGAGGGCCAAGGGACAGCCAGAGAAAGUCUUUACUGUGACUCACAUCAAGGCACCUAAGACAGCAGAGGAUGAGUUUAUUGAGAUUCAGAGCGCCACAGGAACAGCUUUGCAGCGAUGGGCUGUACGCUCACUAACACUCUGUAAACUGGUGUUGAAGAACGUAGCAUCACUCCUGUCUGCAGAACUGAGGUUUGCUACUCUCUUCAUGGCCAUCAUCUGGUUCUGCAUGGCUUUCAGUUACUAUGGCCUGUCUGUGUGGUUCCCUGACAUGAUCAAACACCUUCAGCAUGAGGAGUAUGAGUCCAAGGUCAAGGUGUUCCAUAGAGAACGAGUGGAGAACUUCCAUUUCAACUUUUCUUUAGAAAACCAGAUCCAUAGAGAAGGGGAAUACAUCAAUGACUCGUUCAUCAAAAUAGAGAUGAAGUCAGUGAAGUUUGAGAGCUCACUGUUUGAAGGCUGUCGCUUUGAAGACAUCAGGUCCACAGACACUGUGUUUGAGAACUGCACCAUCCGCUUCAGCCGCUUCUCUGACACAGACCUGUGGGAGGAGAAGUUCAUCGACUGUAAGAUGGAAAACACCACCUUUGAGCACAACAAACAGGGCUGCCACCUGGACACUGGGGAGGAGAACGACGUGCUCAUCUACCUGGUCAGCUUCCUGGGCAGUCUGGCUGUGUUGCCGGGCAACAUCAUCUCUGCCCUCUUCAUGGAGAAGAUCGGCAGGGUCAAGAUCAUAGGUGGCUCCAUGCUCAUUUCCGCUGGCUGCACCUUCUUGCUGUUCCUGAGCUUCAGCCAAUCAGCGAUCAUCGCACUGCAGUGUCUAUUCUGCGGUGUCAGUGUCGCUGCAUGGAAUGGCAUCCAGGUGGUGACCGUGGAACUGUUCCCCACUUCUAAGAGGGCCACAGCCUUCGGCGUGCUGAACGCUCUGUGUAAGCUGGCGGCGGUGCUCGGCAGCUCCAUCUUCACCAGCUUCGUGGGCAUCACCAAAGUCAUCCCCAUCCUCCUGUCCUUCACUGCGCUGGUGUGUGGAGGCCUGGUGGCCCUCAAACUCCCUGACACGCGAGACAAAAUCUUGCAGUGAGGUCCCAUGAGCUCCGGGGGACAGGAUCAAAGCUGAGGCCCAAACAUACAGUGUGUGUUUGAUGUGGGAAGCUUUUUGAAUUGGGUGUGAUUUCACUCUGCAUCUGAAAAAACAUGACUGGAAAAAGCUUAUAGCUAAUCAAUGUAAAAUGCCAAACUCUCUUUUUCAUAUCAACCAGUUUCAUUUAGUUCAGGCUGUAGAGACAGUCUGUCUGCCAGCUCAUAGUCCUGCUGUUGACCCGGAGAAGUUGAGAGCCCCAACGUUGUAUGUUAGAAAUGUAUAAUAGGGGUCUCCAGAACAUAGAAACUGCCAGAUGCUAACUUGCAUAUGUUGGGCAAUUAGCAUAAGUUGCAUUCUUUAGCGUAUGCAGACAAUAGCUCAACAAUGAGCAGGCCGAUUUUGAGUAUUUUGAGUGGUUUUGAGGGUGUUUGAGGAUAUUGAGUCAAUUUCUGACCUUUUCAUGAUCAAAAAUGGCAGUUUUAAUAAGAAAGUGUCCGUAUUUGGCCACCGGUGGACUGAUUUUGAUGAAUUCAGGGUUUAUAUAAAAAUGUUAGGCAACUCAAAACUGCCAAUUUUGAUCCUAAAAAUGUCAGAAAUCCUUAAUAAUCUUCAAAACUAUUCCGACCUGCAAGGUGUUUCCGGGACCUGUACUAUACAUUUAUAACAUAAAACUUUGGAGUACGGGUUCCCAGCAGGACUCUGAGCUGCAGACAGGGGUCUGUGUGUACAGGAGGGUCAGUGGUAAACUGGAAACUCAGUCACAUAUUUACUUCUGUAAGAUUGUGAUCCUUUACUGGCUGUCUCUUCCUCUGCUUCUUGUCCAUCAGUAGUUCCAAGCAUGAUCGGGACUGAUGUUCAUUCUGGCCAAACGUUUUCUGUGACACUUUUAAAAGCCUCCUCAUCAACUUAGCAAAUGACUGCCUGAGAGAUGAAACUGUAAAAUGCUUGAGGUUAAAGUUCAGGACCACUUCUUAAACUUAAAACAUUGUUUUUGCAAUGUUGUAAUUUCAAGAUCUUAUUUAGCUUGUCCUACUGUCAGUUGUCAACAAAUGACUUGUUCUGUUACAGAUGUCUUCUAGGUCUGGCUUAAUACUGCUCACAUACUGUUGUCUAUUGUACACAUUAAAGAGUUAAACUGUCUCACAGGAAUGAGUUAUCUUAUCAUGGCUCCAAUCAGCCAGAGAUUGGGGUAUGCAACAGAUCUACUUCCCUGAGUUUGUUGACUGUCCUUGUGUCUGUUGGAAUUAAAAGUGAUAAUACAAACUAAUGUUCUAUUUACACAUAAAAACCACCAAUCAAAUUACAGUGGACAGCAACCUCACAUCCUCUGGAAAUCAGUAAUAAAAUAAACAAAACUUGCAUUUAAAAAAAGUAGAACAUCUUAAAUUGCUUCCUGCAACUGGCAACCUGAGCAUUACCCAACAUUUCCUGUGCACAUGCCCAUGUUGAACCUCCUAUGAUUACUGGUGGAUGGUAGAUCAUAGGCUUUGUGUAACCAUACAGCAAUUUAAACAUCUCAGUGAUGGUGAGAUGUGUGUCCAACAGUUCCUCUUUCUGUUUGUUCUGCAUGAGUAACACCUCUCCUCUUAGGUUGUAAUCAGCUCCUGCUUCAAUGCAGGGAAAGAACAUCCACACUCAGCUGGAUAUAUCAUUAACAAUUGUUUACAUUUACCUUUCUGUGUGCCGGACCUGCAGUUUUGUAUCAAGGUAUUUCCUGGAAUUGAUUACAGUGUCAGAACUGUUCCUGUGUUACUGCUGCUCUCAGUCUUCUGCUUUUUAAUCAACAAUCCCACUUGUUUUGAGUCUAAACCUUUAAUAAUAUUAUUGCACCAUCUUGUGGAGGAACCGGAACCUUUAUAAUAUUCAGAAAUCAGCCAUUGUGCAUAAUGAGUGCUUAUGAUUUGGGUGCUUUCAGAAUAUUUUGAUGCACUUUAAAUGCAGGAUCCAAAUCAAUGUGCAGGAUAUUCCUACACUGUGGUAUUACUACUUUAACUUACUUUAAAUAUGUGAGUAAUACUCAGUAUUACUACUAUGUGGUAUACAUAGUAAUCAGGCUGAACACAUCUGAUCAGCAUAACAUUUGCCAAGUAAGUUGAAAAUAGAUGCUGGACAAAAAUAGAUCAUCAAUAAAAACCCAGAAUUGAAGUUUAACAAUGAUUGAAAAUAACACAUAUCCCCCCCGCCCCCUUGUAUUCUUCAAACACACAUUUUCAUCUCUAGAACUUUGAGUUCUUUCCUACUCUCUGUUACCGCCACCAUGAAGGCUUCUCCCCCCUCCCUGGCCAGAAUCAGAUCAGACUGUGGUUCAGCAGCCGUGUGUGGAUGAUGGAUCUGUGAUUUUGUUCUUCUUGUACAGUUUGAUGUUCGAUAUGUAUUUAUUACAGGAGGUUUUGUGCAGACUGGUUGUGUAAAUGAUGCAUGUGUGUCCAGUGUUUUCUCUUGUCUUCAACAUAACGUGUAACUUUAAACAGUGGCUCUAAGAUGACUGGUUUUUAAUCAGAAAAAGAGAGAAUCACAGUACUGUGACAUGGAUAUGAAUUACCACUGCUCCUCUGAUUCUGUCAGUGAGCAGCUCUGUGUGUGUUCUGUCUUCCAAAGAGACAGUGUGUGUGACCUGAGGAGGAGCUGAGCAGAUGAGGCAGAUGUGCUCCUGCUGCUCUUUGCAUUGCUUUGGCAUGAUCUCUAGCUGUUUACUGUCUCAAUGUAGGGUGAGACGCUUCUUUUAUUUGGACUGUAUGGCACUAUACUGCAUCCUGGCACCUGUUCACAUUCUGUAAGGGGACAUGCAGUUCUUGGAAAACUAAUAAUCAAUAUAAAUUAGUUCCUUUAAUUAACUGAAGUGAUGUAGAAUUUAAAUAAUUUGCAGCACACUUCAGUUAUAGUCUAGUUGCCAGCAUAGUGAAAUGUUGAGUUCCCCAAAGUUUUCUGUUAGAAAUGAAUAGUACGGUCUCCAGGACAUAGAAAUUGCCGGAUGCUAGAUUGCAUAUGUUGGGAAAUUUGAACAAUUAGCAUUAGUUGUGUUAGUUCAAAUGAAUGGCAUCAUAGGCUAUGUAAACAAAAUGUCUUGGCUGAUUUGGACAGUUUUGGAGUGGUUUUUGGGGUUAUUGAGGAUGCUGAAUCCCAACAGUUUAUGAAAAUCAGUCCACAGAGUACAAAUAUUGCGUUUUCCGGUUAAAACUGUAAUUUCCUAUCCUCAGAUGAUGUCAAAAAAUGGAUUCAGCAUCCUCAAUAUCUCCCAAAACCCCUCCAAGACUGUCCAAAUCUGCUAUUAUUUUACUAUUGUCCUCAUAGGCUAUAAAGGUUAUUAAUUAUGAUUAACACAACUUAUGCUAAUUGCCCAACAUAUGCAAGUUAACGUCCGACAGUUUCUAUGUGCUGGGGACCCUUACUAUACAUUUCUGACACAAAACGAUUGUGGUACUCAAAAUUUGGGGGAUCAGAACAGGACUCUUUGAGCUGGCAAACAGACUACAGGAUAUUGCUAUAUUACAAGUGUUUGUUUGUCUUCUCUUCUCUGAUUUGAAAUGGUUCAGAAAACGUAAAAACAGGAAGAAGAUUAAAGAGCUGUUUCAACUGUUGCCACUCCAAUGUAUUUUCAUAAUAACUUUUUGAACAUGAAUUAUGUUGCAGAUUUUUACAUACGCUUAUUGGCAGGGCAGUACUAUGGCUAACCACACUAGUAAUUGGCUUAUGAAAACAUAUACAUACAUAUUUGUAUUACUAUUGUUUUAUUUAUUUGCUCCAAAGCAGAGAUAAAAUGCCAACAUCUGUUCUGUGUUUGAAUUGAAAUCUUUGUCUUCCUUCUCAGUGCUGCAGGGGAACGCCCCAGGGUAAAAUGAGUCUUUUGGAUUUCUGUUUGAUUCUCUGUGUGUUUGUGACUGUGACAAAUCAGACCAAUAAAAUCAGUUCAUCAAUACAUCAUGGGCUAUUUCUGAUAACAUAUAUAUAUACACUGCCCGGCCAAAAAAAAAGGUCACAAGUCUGUGGGGGCAGUGCUAUGAUCUGGGGUUGCUGCAGUUGGUCUGGUCUAUGUUCAGCAACGUGCCCAAAGAAUGAGGUCAGCUGACUACCUGAAUAUACUGAAUCACCAGGUUAUUCCAUCAAUGGAUUUCUUCUUCCCUGAUGGCACGGGCACGUUCCAAGAUGACAAUGCCAGGAUCCAUCGGGCUCAAAUUGUGAAAGAGUGGCUCAGGGAGCAUGAGACAUCAUUUCACACAUGGAUUGGCCCCCACAGAGUCCAGACCUGAACCCGAUUGAGAAUCGUUGGGAUGUGCUGGGGAAGACUUUGCGCAGUGGUCUGAAUCUCCCGUCAUCAAUACAAGAUCUUGGUGAAAAAUUAAUGCAAGACAGAAAUAAAUGUUGUGACAUUGCAGAAGCUUGUGGAAACGAUGCCACAGAGAAUGUGUGCUGUAAUCAAAGCUAAAGGCGGUCCAACGGAUAUUAGAGUGUGACCUUUUUUUUGGCCAGGCAGUGUAUAUAUAUAUAUAUAUAUAUAUAUAUAUAUAUAUAUAUAUAUAUAUAUAUAUAUAUAUAUCCACAGCUGUGUCAGAAAGUUAAGCAAGGGCGAAAAAUCUGAUGCGGAACAAGGCACAUUUUGACCGGGGGUGUAGGCGCCUUGUUGAGUCACCGGUGUGCACCGUGGACAAUUGAUCAAUCAAUCAAAUGGUAUUUAUACAGCCCAAUAUCACACACAUUACACUAAUGUGUGCUGUUAACACUCGACAGUGUUAACAGCACACACACGAGGUAUAAUACGAACCCAGCAGCCUCUGAGACGUGCAGCAGCAGCGCCCAGAGAGCUGUACCUUCCCUGCGUUACAUUCAUUAGAUCACCUCAGGCCCAGCCCUGAUCAUUGUGCUGCCCUAGAUAUGAUUUUUACCCCAUCUUUCAUCUAUUUUUCUUGAAUGGGUCCAGAAAACAUAUUUGAUAGCCUGAUAGCUUAUAAAGUUAUACCAUAGGUAGAAACUACCUAGUUUGUUGCAUUUAUCAAUUAUAACAUUAUAGAAAGAAAACUGUUUACAUGUUAUUGGCAUUGUUCCCAAUAAUAAUAAACACGGAACUUUGUUUUGUUGCCCUUUCAACUUUUUCAAGUCCUGUCUCCAUGUUUCCAGAUCUCAGUAUUGUACUUUAGAGAGCAAAAUUUUCUUACAGUUACACAAUUAAGUAAAAAGCGAAACAAAUAAGCUUAAC